CAACUCCCUGCACAAUUCUUCAUCUUUCCUUGGUGCCAACCAUGCCUGCAUAUCAGAGCAGCAUUCUAUGAUCCCAUCACUCUCAGGUCGACAAACCAGAACAUUAAGGAGACCACACAGUCAGCUUCAUUUGUUUCUGUUUGCGUGCCACCUGGUGCUACUAAAGAGCAUAUUGAAAAAAGGUCAUUUAAUUCCAACAAAAUUUCUUGCAGCUUCAGCCAACAAUGAUACGGCGUCCACCAACCGUUGUUUGCUACAUUUGUGGUCGUGAAUAUGGAACAAAAUCUAUUAGCAUUCAUGAGCCACAAUGUCUGAGAAAAUGGCAUAAUGAAAACAACUUGUUGCCUAAAGAGUUAAGGAGACCAGUACCUAAAAAACCAGAAGUCAGAACCAUUACUGCCAAAGGCUUCUAUGAUCUUGAUGCUUUAAAUGAAGCUGCUUGGACAAGUGCCCAGAGCCAGUUGGUUCCCUGUAAUGUUUGUGGGCGUACCUUCCUGCCAGACAGACUGAUUGUUCACCAACGAUCUUGUAAACCCAAAGCCACCAAGUAAAGCCUUUUUCUCUCUA
This is a messenger RNA of Callithrix jacchus (white-tufted-ear marmoset), 567 nucleotides long. It is a transcript of the gene ZNF475, whose product is annotated as zinc finger protein 475. NCBI's taxonomy places the organism in Eukaryota, Metazoa, Chordata, Mammalia, Primates, Cebidae. The record is from RefSeq and is a predicted model, not a curated record.